Molecule: messenger RNA, 1341 nt
Organism: Trametes versicolor FP-101664 SS1
Lineage: Eukaryota; Fungi; Basidiomycota; Agaricomycetes; Polyporales; Polyporaceae
Exons: 4
Coding region: 1-1341 (446 amino acids)
Source: RefSeq, a predicted model, not a curated record
AUGCCUACAACGCGAGCCCAAGAAGCUGCAGAGAAGCGCGGCCACCAUCCUGAAGACUCCGCGAAGCACACCGCCACCAAACCCACGUCCAACGCGAAGAAGCCAGCGUCGACGAAGAAGCCGCCGCCGACCAAGAAGGGUGCACAGCCCAAGGCCAAGACGACUCGAGCGAAGCGAGGGCCCGACGCUGAGGAGACGCGGCAGGAGGAACCCGCCGCGAAGAAGGUCAAAACGGAAACGGAACAGUCCACGAAGGACGAACAGCCUCAUCGCCAAAAGGAGGGCUCCGAGGAGGCAGAAGCCGACAAGGAGAACGCCCCUGCCAGACGUCAUCCGGCGGAAGGGACGUACCAAGCAGGUACCAUCGAGCGGGGUCACAUCUACUUCUUCUACCGUCCGAAGGUCGAGCUGGAGGAGGCCCACUCGCUUGACGAGGUCCAGCGCUUUUACAUGCUUCUGGUGCCGCGGCCUCCUCAGUUUGCCGCUCCAGACAGCACGGCGGACGCCCAGCCCAAGGGCGACGAUGAGGACCAGGAGAUGACUUUAAUUGAACCUGGAGCGGACGCCGUCCCCGCGCCAGAGCCGAAGGGACAAUCCAAGAAGCGCUUCCGCUUGAUGGUCAUUGGCAAGAAGGGCCUGCCCAACCCGGACGCUGGGGGAGGCAAAGGCGGAGGCCGCAAGCAGGUGUUCUGGUCGACCAUCAGUACGGUCGGCGACGACCUGAAGAAACUGGAGGAAGGCCUUGGAGCGAAAGAAUAUGAGACCAAGACUCGAGGAACCCGCCACCAGGCUGCCGCCCGUCUAGCGGCGCGCGGAGCAUACGCGAUCGUUAACAACGAGGCAGCGCGCACGCCCUCGCGGCGUGAGACCCACUUCGGCUACCAUCUCUCGCACCCGGACGACGAGCACUUCGGGGAGGUCCAGCAGACGCUCGGGAUCCAGCAGGCAUCGUCAUUCGUCCUGCAGGUCAAGAAUCCACUUGCGCCAGCUUCCGGGCCAGGCCAAGUAGGAUUGUCCAAGAGCCAUCGCGCAGAGUACCCAGAGGAAAUAUUGGAGGGAGUAUUUGGGAAGGGUGGACGCCGCGGCCGGGAGUCGUACGGCUUGAAGUUUGCACCGAUCGAGCGACGAGAGUUACUGGAUUAUGAGGGAGCGGAGCUGCUGUUCAUCGCAGCCAGAAGUGGGGAAGAAGGGCUGGAGACAAGCCUUGGAGAGGGCAGGGGUCACGCCUUGGAGGAAGCUGAGAAAAACGAGUCCAAGGAGAGCAUGGAUGAAGUCAUGAAGGAGGUCGCCAUGGAAGACGGCAAAAUUCCGGCGGAUCCUCUUGAGGGCGCAUGGGCGUAA